AUGUCCGAUUUGCUCGUACCUGAGACCCGGGUACUGGCAGUCGCCAGUCAUGUCGUCUAUGGACAUGUCGGUAAUACAAUGGCCGAGUUUGUCAUGCAGUCCUUGGGCUGCGAUGUUGCAGCGUUGAACACAGUUCAUUUUAGCAAUCAUCUUGGGUAUCGGCAAUUCAAGGGCACGCGCGCAACCGCACAGGAAAUCACAGACCUCUACCAGGGUCUGUGUCAGAGCAACCUCACAGACUUUGAUGUCAUGCUAUCCGGCUAUGCGCCGAGUGCAGCGGCCGUGGAAGCCGUUGGCGCAAUUGGGAUAGAUCUGCAGAAGAAAGCGGCUAAUAAGCCCGGCUCUUUCUUUUGGGUCCUGGAUCCGGUAAUGGGAGACCAGGGCCGACUCUACGUGAAUGACGAUGUCGUUCCAGCCUACAAAAAGACCAUUCAUCAUGCAGACUUGAUUCUGCCCAAUCAGUUCGAAGCCGAGGUCCUUUCGGGUAUUAAGAUCACCUCUCUCUCCACACUAGCCGAGGCCAUCACCGCCAUCCACCGCAUCUACGCCGUUCCCCAUGUCAUCAUCACUUCCGUACAACUAUUCAAGUUGUCCCAGUCAGGCUCCACUCCGAACCCACCAGAAAACUACCUAACAGUCAUCGGCUCCACGACCCGAUCCGACGGGUCCCCACGUCUCUUCCGCAUUGAUGUCCCCGCUCUCGAUUGCUUCUUCAGCGGUACAGGCGACAUGUUUGCCGCAUUGACCGUCGCUCGACUCCGAGAGGCCGUCGACGCCGCCAGUCCAACCCUGCGAAACACCGCUUCCUGGGUUUCGCCAGACGACGUGGUUCCCAGCGAUCUUCCGUUAGCGAAAGCCACUCUCAAGGUCCUCUCAAGCAUGCACAGUGUUCUGGAGCGGACGAUGGAAGCCCGCAAUGCAGAGCUUGCAAUGGAUUUCGCUCAGAAUGCAGACUUGACAGCAGAGGAGCAACAAAAGCAGGAUCACCUGCGCCGUACCAAAGCAGCAGAAGUGCGGCUGGUACGGAACGCACGGUUCUUGCGGGAUCCUUUGGUCCAGUUUGGUGUGCAGGAGUGGCGUAAGGAGGACUUGCCCAAUCAUUUACAAUAG
Molecule: messenger RNA, 1110 nt
Organism: Penicillium odoratum
Lineage: Eukaryota; Fungi; Ascomycota; Eurotiomycetes; Eurotiales; Aspergillaceae
Product: pyridoxal kinase
Exons: 6
Coding region: 1-1110 (369 amino acids)
Biological process (GO): pyridoxal 5'-phosphate salvage
Cellular component (GO): cytosol
Molecular function (GO): pyridoxal kinase activity
Source: RefSeq, a predicted model, not a curated record